UUUUCUUUUGUCCAUGUCUGAAAAACGUAUUCUAGAAGGUAGCCAUGAAAGUGGCGCUGUACCGCCCCUUCCUCCUUUUAAAAAGCGGCUCACCCCAGGAACCAUUCAACCCUUUCAUUCCUCAAUAGCAGAAGUAAAUGUACAGGACAUGCCUGAACUCGUGGAAGAAAGUCUGUCCAAGCAAGACUUGUUAAAAGGAAUGCGGUUUGCCAAGAUGGAAUACCUGGCAACAAAAGAGCGAUGGAUAAAUACGAUACAAGCGGAUGCUAUGACUGGUCUUGUUCGAUUACAGUUGGAUUUGCUCCGGAAUGAAUUUGUAUCUGCAGCAGCGGUUACAGCAGCAACAUCUUGUCUCAAAAUUACAAUGACAGGUAAUGAAGAUGCAACACUUGUUACACAGGAAAUUCGAGCGAUAGGUAUUAUGGUUACGAAUGAAGUGAAGGCAUGGUUCAAACAAGCGGACGAAAUCAAAAAAGCGAACAACCCUGAGUUAUUUGUCCAAUUUUUAAAGACAGAGUCACGGCAUGUCUCGGAAGCCAACAAGAUGCUUGAGAGAUACAUGUACCAGUUGGAACACGAGGAACAGAUCAAACGAGGAGAUACGGACGUCAUAGCAAAGCAAGUGUUGAUUCUAACCCAUCAAUUGGAGGAAAGACUGGAGCAGUUUGAAGUUUGUUUGGAAAGACUGAGGACACUGGAAAAGAAGGAAGACAGGGCGCAGAGUCAAAUGGUGUCAGUGAUUAUGAAGGAUAAAAGGGAGGAUAGAGUGACACCGUUUACACCCGAAAGGCCUGAUGUGGGUGGUAUAAUGAAAGAAGAAUAUGAGUUUCUGACACAUAUUCGCAGUAAAGAAAUACUCUAUGUGUCCCAAGAAAGGGUUCAGCUAGCGGAUAUAGCAGACGGAUAUAUGAUGCAAAUGAGGAUGAUGCGGGAUGAACAGAUCAUGAAAUCGAGUUAUGUGCAUCAUUUGAUGUCUUCGAUCGACUUUCAUCGUGGUCGCAGUUACUAUUAUGAGCAUCGGCGGUUGCAUCUCGAAAAGGAAUAUGAUAAAAUUAAAAAAGAAAGGAGAUUUCUAAAAACUCAAAUUCAAUCCGAAAGAGACUAUCAGGAGAAUAUCUUGGCAACAGAAGAAAAAAACUUGAAGAGCAAUCUAGCAAGAAUUACCGCCCAACGAGAUCAUUUGUUGCAAUUAUGUCAAUCGCAAUCCGAAAAAGAAACUCAGUCUAAGGAGAAAGAAGCGCUUAUCACUAACGAAGGAGAAAAACAAAAGCAAAGGAUGUUGGAACUGCAACAAAUAAUACUAUCCAAGAGAAAUGAUGAUGGAUCGCUGGCCAUAAAAGAAAGUCAGCGGGUAAAAGAGCUUCUGUGCCAAAUUGAUUUAACACAUGGCAUCAUGCACGUUCUCGGUCAAAAUGGAAAUGAACCGUCAAAUCAUUCAAAAGAGACUAUCCAUCAUUUAAAAUCAAACUUGACUCGACUGUCAGGCACCAGAGGGGAUGCAUUGGAAUUAUUAGACAAGCUUGUCAAACAAAGGAUGGAACUGACCCUAAUCGUUGAUUUCUAUGAAAAUACCGACCGCCUCUUGUUUGCCCAAAUGGAUUGCGAUGGAAGUGUAUUUGAAAGACGUAUCAAGCAUAUGGAAUUCACCAUGAGCAAAAAAAGGGAACACAUAUAUAAAAUCGAAGCAGAAAAACAAAAGUUUUCUCAAACUUUUCCGGGUUUAGAAAACGAGAAAGCCAAGAUUUUAAAUAAAAUCAACGCCUCCAAACGCAUUGUCCAUCAACAAGCCGAUCGUAUUAAAGUAAAAGAACAAAGAGAAAAAGAGCUUGUGGCACACGUUUCUGAACAGGAGGCCGUCCUAAUGAAGUUAAUUGAUGACUUGGAAAACUAUCAUUUACAAAUCGAUGAUUAUUCCCAGGAGUGUGUAGAGCUGGGAAGAAGGUUAGAAAUAUAUGAGACACAAUUACUUGAAAUGAAAAGAAUAUCAUUUGAAAAGACAAGAGCGUUGGAUGAAGAAGUAUCUCUGCAAAAACAGGUAGAAGAGGAAUAUAAACAAGUUCAAAGAAAGUGGGCCAUGAUCACGCUUGGAGAGAAUCCCGCAUCACAGCAGCUGAUAGAUGAGGUUGAAGACCUUCGGGCGCAAUUCAAAUGUAGUACCUGCAAAACACGUACAAGAAAGUGCAUAUUGCUUAGUUGUUAUCAUACAUUUUGCAACGAAUGUAUCAAGACUCGCUUAGAGACCAGACAGAGAAGAUGCCCAUCAUGUGCACUUAACUUUGGUGCUUCUGACGUGAAAGAGUUCUAUUUAUACAACACAAUAAAUUAAUAAUAGUUUCUAUUAUGCAUUUUAUAAAACACCUAUUGGUGCACAUACUUUUCGGCUCAUGUGUAACCGUGAAAAGAUAAACCAACC
Messenger RNA from Mucor mucedo, 2413 nucleotides. RefSeq lists its product as uncharacterized. The record is from RefSeq and is a predicted model, not a curated record. Gene Ontology annotation, molecular function: metal ion binding; ubiquitin protein ligase activity. Lineage: Eukaryota; Fungi; Mucoromycota; Mucoromycetes; Mucorales; Mucoraceae. The coding region runs from base 14 to 2326 and encodes 770 amino acids. The transcript has 12 exons. Gene Ontology annotation, cellular component: nucleus; HULC complex.